AGUGCGGACAUGUUGCAACAGGUUGGACAAAGAAUGAUGCUGCUGCCAGAUGAUGUCCCUACUCUAUUUCAGGGCUCUCAGGUUAUAGUGAAUGAAGAUCCUGUUGCAGUAGAUGAUCAUUGCAUUGGGAAUGAGGUUAUAGAUGCAGGUUAUGAUGAUAAUGAGUCCAUGGAAAUAGACGUCAUGGAUGAAACAGUGAGUGAUGUUGCUGAUAAGGAAAGUAUGCUCGAGAUGAUUGAUGAUGUAUCUGAAGAGAACAUGCUCAAUAUACAAUCAGAGAGUAUGGCUGACAAUGUAAGUAUGACUGAAAAAAAGAGAAAGCAUUCUGAUGUGUAAAUUAGCAUGAGUGAGGUAAGCAAUUUGAAUGAAACAGGUAAGAAUGCUGUCAGUCAUGAUCACACAUAUUGUGUCAGUAAAUCUCCCAGUAGUUUGAAACGACAAAUGGAUGAUAUGGUGGAUGAAAUGACAAACAUGAAGAGAAGAUUAACAACUUCCCAAAAGAAAGCCAGACGGCUAAAAAGAAAGGUUAGCACAUUGACUGAUGUGGUAAGUGAACUGAAAGAGAAAAAUCUUAUUAAUAGUGAUUGUGCUAUUAUAUUAGAGAGUACCCUUUCCGGAGUUCCAAAGGAACUCAUGAAAAGGAUAACAUCGCAAAAGAAAAAUCCUGGCGCGUAUCCGCCUGAGCUCAGGUCAUUCGCACUGACCUUGAAAUUUUAUUCGACAAAGGCAUAUAAUUAUGUCAGGAAAAGCUUUAAUCUAGGGUUGCCACACGUAUCGGUGAUUCGAUCAUGGUACACCUCGAUGGACGGCGAACCUGGUUUCACGAAGGAUGCGUUGACAGCUUUAAAAGCGAAAGUUUUAGCUGCAAAAAGAGAUGGUGGCAAAGAAGUUGUUUGCGCUCUGAACUUGGACGAGAUGUCCAUACGUAAGCAUGUCGAGUGGGAUGGUAAGAGAAUGCGUGGCUAUGUCGACCUCGGAACGGGUAUUGAAAAUGACUCGCUGCCUGAAGCAACCGAUGCGCUGGUGUACAUGGCCGUUUGCGCAAAUUCGAGAUGGAAAAUACCCUGUGGAUAUUUUCUGGUGAAUGGACUGACUGGUGAACAGAAGGCAAACCUGACGAAAGAAUGCAUUGAG
This is a messenger RNA of Dendronephthya gigantea, 1134 nucleotides long. RefSeq lists its product as uncharacterized. The transcript has 2 exons. The coding region runs from base 10 to 336 and encodes 108 amino acids. Lineage: Eukaryota; Metazoa; Cnidaria; Anthozoa; Malacalcyonacea; Nephtheidae. The record is from RefSeq and is a predicted model, not a curated record.